Molecule: messenger RNA, 1794 nt
Organism: Condylostylus longicornis
Lineage: Eukaryota; Metazoa; Arthropoda; Insecta; Diptera; Dolichopodidae
Product: lysosomal acid glucosylceramidase
Exons: 12
Coding region: 113-1759 (548 amino acids)
Biological process (GO): glucosylceramide catabolic process
Molecular function (GO): glucosylceramidase activity
Source: RefSeq, a predicted model, not a curated record
CAUUUUGUUAUAAAAUCAAUUACUCACAGAAAUAUUUUCACGACGGAAGAGUUAUAUAGUAUAUACCCAAAUGUGCAUAGCAUUUAUUGUUGUUUUAUAAAAUAAUUUAAAUAUGAAAGCUUUUACAAAUAAUAUUUUUAUAUCUCUUUUGUUAUACUAUGCAAGUUUGGAAGUUUUUGCAACAACAGAACCAUGUGCCUUACGUACUACUAAGUAUGGUUCAGUAUGUGUCUGUAACGUAACUUAUUGUGAUUAUUUAGAAGAAAAUGAUAUUCUUCCCAUUGAGUCAGAUGAUUUUGCAAUUGUAUCUUCAUCGAAGGCUGGGUUAAGAUUUUCAUAUCUGAAAGGAAAUUUUCAUCAAGAAAGUAUUGUUGUUGAAGAUGCUCCAAAACACAUAGAAUUAGAAGAUAGUUCUAAAAUAUUAAAACAACAAAAUUCAGACGCCUUCAUAUUUGAUGAUGCCGUCAUUAAAAUUAAUAGAAAUGUUUCUUAUCAAAAAAUUGUUGGUUUUGGAGGAUCAUUUACUGGAGCAGUUUCUCAUAAUUUGGAUCAGUUACCAGAAGAAAUACAAAAUCAUGUUUUUAGGUCAUAUUAUUCAAAAAAUUCUGGAAUUAGUUAUAAUAUGAUGAGAAUGCCGAUUGGUGGAUGCGAUUUUGAUUUAAAACCAUGGGCUUAUAAUGAAAAUCCCGUAAAUGAUGUGAAUUUAACAAGUUUUUCUCAAUUAGAUGAAAGAGAUUUAUAUAGACUCAGUCAAAUUCAAAAAUUAAAGGAAAUAUCUAAUAAUUAUGAUAUUAAGCAUAUGUCAUCUGCUUGGAGUCCACCACCAUGGAUGAAAUCAAAUAAUGAUUGGACUGGUUUUAGUAGUUUAAAAAAAGAAUUUUAUCAAACUUGGGCUGAUUAUCAUUUAAGAUAUUUAGAGUUAAUGGAAGCAAAUAAUGUUAAAGUAUGGGCAAUAACUACUGGAAAUGAACCAUUAAAUGGUGUUAUUGGUUGGAUGUUUGUUCAUUUCAUGAGCUUAGGAUGGACACCAAAAAAUCAGGCUAUAUGGGUUGGAGAAAAUUUGGGACCAACUUUAAAGAAUUCAAAAUUUAAGGAUGUAAAAAUAUUUGGAAAUGAUGAUCAACGUUAUACUUUUCCUACUUGGUUUAAGUUGAUGGAGCGAACACAUGAAAAUUCAACAUCAUAUCUUGAUGGAUUAGCUGUUCACUGGUAUUGGGAUAUGUUUUUUCCACCAAAUUUGAUUGCGAAAACUCAUGAAUUAUAUAAAGAUAAAAUUAUUAUUAAUACUGAAUCAUCAGUUGGAGAUAAACCUUUAGAAACUCAUGGACCAGAAUUGGGAUCGUGGGAUCGCGGUGAAAAAUAUGCUAACUAUUAUAUGGAAGAUUUACAAAAUUGGGUUAACGGUUGGAUUGAUUGGAAUUUAAUUUUGAAUGAUCAUGGUGGACCAAAUUACGUUAAUAAUUUUGUGGAUUCAGCUGUAAUAUACAAUAAUGAUAACACUGAAAUAUAUAAGCAACCCAUAUUUUAUGCAAUUGGACAUUAUUCAAAAUUUUUACCAGAAGGAUCAAUUAGAAUUGAAUCAUCGGGAAAUUCAAGAAAUAUAAAAAAUGUUGCAUUUUUAAGACCAGAUGGAAAUAUUGCUGUCAUAAUUCUUAACAAGAAAAACAAACUUGUAAAAUUAAAAAUUGUGGAUGAAUUACGAGGAAAUAUUAUGAUCUCAAUACCACCAAGAUCUGUGCACACAUUAAUUUUUAAAUAAUGAUGAUGAACAUAAACAUCAAAAAAAACAAAAAA